ACCUUUCCACCUUUUGAGAAAAACUUCCAGUAAACUUAUUCAAGUAUACCUUGAUGGCUUAUCCAAAGCAGAACGCAAAGACCUUGUUAUUGCUGGAAUCAAUAUAUCCGUUAUGCCUUCGAAAACACUAUUCGACUAUAUGAGUUUCCUUAAAGAUUUAAAUUUUGAAUUAAUUUAUCAUUCCUCACAGAGUUGGUUGGAGUCAAAAUCGAAUGAAAAUUAUGAAAAUGAUCAUCUUAUGCUUAAUAAUGAUAUUGAUAUGGUAGAACAGCAAACUUUUGAACUUGCAAAAGGACUUUGUAAAGCAUUUCUUUCGCGUUGUGAGAGGUUAAAAAGCUUAGAUUUAUCAAGAACAAUGUAUCCAACAAUCCCAAAUGAUUAUCUUUCGAUAAUUAAAUUACCAUCUGCCGAAAAGGCUCUUUCGCAAUUAGAAGAAUUUAAGUUUACUGCUCGCAAUCUAGACAGAGAUAUUCUUCCAGAUAUUUUAAAUUGUUGUAAUAGUAUACGAUCUAUAGAUAUGUUUUCAAUUCCUUUUUCAACAGAUUCUUUAAUGGAGGAUGAUACUGAUCAAAGAAUAGAUUCUUUGCGCAGAUUUCUAUCUUCACAACGAAAAGUUAGACGACUAUCACUUCAUGUAGAAUUUCGAAAUCCAACGAGUAAUAAUAAAAUAGCUUCAAUAAUUCCAUCAAUUGGACAAAUUGAUUCUUUAAAUUGGAUCAAGUUUUAUAGCAUUGAUUUUAAAUUUGUUACCGCUGGUGAUAUUGUGGAAGCUUUAUCAAAUGUAAAAACACUUCUCUUUGAAG
Racocetra fulgida is the source of this 803-nucleotide messenger RNA. The record is from the annotation of a GenBank genome assembly. NCBI's taxonomy places the organism in Eukaryota, Fungi, Glomeromycota, Glomeromycetes, Diversisporales, Gigasporaceae.